GACUGGAAGGUUAGAUAUCGUUCGCAAGCACUUAGAGUACUGAUACAUUUUGUCGAUGCGGUAGAAUUAAAAAUUUGAUCAAUAAUUAUACUUGUAACGUAAAGCUACAAUUCAACUAAGCCCGUCGCACUUGUUAUAUUCAAUUUCUGAAAAUUCUUCUAUACACACGUGUCUACGAUUUCCCGGCGUUGGGAUUUCCAAAAUAUACAUAGUGGAUAGCCUAACCUAAUCUGACGUACGUUCUCGAGGCUCGCUACACUAACCUCGUUGACGAAUAGUUGGCGGCGAGGAAAACAUGUGCGAUUGUAACGUUUAACAUAAAAAUAUUAAUGAAUACGGAGUGCUAAUUAAUAUUUAAGUUAAAAUGCAGAGAUUUGAAAGAAUUCUAUCCCAAGUGUACAAAACUAACAAAAGUUUCAAGUUGUCACCUUUGACAUCGAGAUGUUUUACCACUGAUAAACCUUCUGCUGACACUCCAAAUGAAACUGAAGUUCAGAAACAUGUUGGGAUUCAGUCAAAUGAAACUCAAGUAAUAGUUGAAGAAUCAGCUAAGACAGGUGGUUUUGCAAAAUCAUUUGAAAAAUACACAGCUCCUGAACCAGUCAAAGAUGUUGACAAGGAUGCACCGUUUGCUACCCUCCUUCGGCAUUCAAACUUAAUGCAUUUAGGUGAUCCUGAGAGCAAGGUGGUUAUAGGAAAAAUCUUUCAAGUCAUCAACAAUGAUUUGUACAUAGAUUUUGGUUGGAAGUUUCACUGUGUUUGUCCAAAGCCUAUUAAAAAUACCAGUGACUAUGUCAGAGGAGCCAAAGUUCGUUUAAGGAUCAAAGAUUUAGAACUCUCCACAAGAUUUUUAGGAAAUACAAAAGAUGUAACUCUUUUAGAAGCAGAUUGUGUACUUUUAGGUUUAAUUUCAACUCCAAAUCGAGUUAACAAAACUACUACUACUGAUACUACUAUUACUACUUCUGAUCCAUCAACAAUUAUAGAUUUAGCAACUGCUGUAGAAUCAUCAACGGCAACAGCACAAUAAUCUUCUGUAUAAUUAAAUUGUUUUAAAUCUCUUAUUGUUACAUAAUUAAUAAAACAAGUUUUUUAAAUGUA
Messenger RNA from Nasonia vitripennis (jewel wasp), 1101 nucleotides. RefSeq names its product 28S ribosomal protein S28, mitochondrial (gene mRpS28). Gene Ontology annotation, cellular component: mitochondrial small ribosomal subunit. The transcript is spliced from 3 exons. Lineage: Eukaryota; Metazoa; Arthropoda; Insecta; Hymenoptera; Pteromalidae. The record is from RefSeq and is a predicted model, not a curated record. Bases 365 to 1030 code for a protein of 221 amino acids.